Lindgomyces ingoldianus is the source of this 2632-nucleotide messenger RNA. Its product is annotated as BTE binding protein-like protein 4. The coding region runs from base 295 to 2298 and encodes 667 amino acids. The transcript has 3 exons. Lineage: Eukaryota; Fungi; Ascomycota; Dothideomycetes; Pleosporales; Lindgomycetaceae. The record is from RefSeq and is a predicted model, not a curated record.
CCACUCUCACACUACACAUAUACCUGCAUCCUCGCGACAAACCUUUGCGGCACCUUUUCAUCUCAACCGAUCCUAGAGGAGUAGAUCCUCCUUUAGACACCCAUACACAAACAUUGCUUAGGCUUCGGCCGGAUACACUUACUUUGAGGCAGUUGCUGGGAGACUGUACCUGUACUGAGGAGACCAUAAGGAUACCAUCCGCCCGGCGGACGCCGCUUGCACUGCGUGAGUAUCGGACCUAACAGGAUACCCAUUCCUUGGAUAACGACACUCCGGACUCGACCUGCAUCCGAUAUGCUGUCCACAAACGCGCCCUCGAGCAUUCAACGACGACGAACCCAACACCGACGACAAAACUCGACACCGGCAGCAUUCGAGGCGCCCCAAGUACGACCACUCCCUGCUAACAUUCAACAAAAACGACAACAGCGAUCGGGCAUGAGCUUGGAUCUUCGAGGCUUGAACCUUGAAACCAUUAACAUGCCCCAACAACCUGGAUCUUUCUCAGAACGGAUGACCCCAAGCCCGAUGAACAUGGAUUCCUUCCAGCAGGAGGAUAGUACGGUAAGUAUUACUAACAUAGGACAACCACAACAGCAUACUAUGCAAGUAGCGCAGACGCACAGCCAGCCCCGGCCGGGCUUUCAGGAUACCUUUAUGCAAUCCCCAGUACAGACAUCUCUCCCAUCUCCGCGGACGCCUCACCGGACACUCCGCGAGCAGUCUCCUCAGCAGCCUCCUCUUUCUCCCUCAAAACCUCCAACAGAACAACAACUUAAAGAACUCCAUCAGCAUAUACAAUCCGUAUAUGGCUCUUGUGGACAAGUCUUUAUCAACAUCCUCCCGACACCUACUGCGACUCCUCAGAAACCAACACAACUACCGAGCCAUGAACCUCUCGACUCAGCGCCAAUGCCGCCCAACUUUGGGGACAUGACUGACAUAAAUCUCCAGCCAACCUCAAGUGCCAUGGCUUUCGACUUCGACAAUCCGGACAGUGAAAUGGGCUACGAAUCUUCGUCUUACUAUACCUCAGAUGCACUUUCGCCGUCCCCCACGUCUUCGCCUCACCAAAGGACCGUACAGAUGUUCCUGGAGAAUAUCGAAGAGUAUCCACAUCAGGAGAUGGAUUUUUCGCAAGCUCCGUCUCUGCUCCCUUCUACAAGUACUUCUAGUCACAUGACUGGGCUGCCACUCUCAGCCACCGAGUCCAUGUCCCAGCAAUCUGCAUUUCUAGAACUCGAUGUUGAUGCUAGCAUUGAGUACACAGGUAUCUCACCAGAGGAAGUCCAGCGAUAUAUCAGCGAACAGGACCCAGCGACAAACAAAUGGACCUGUUUGUACCCAGAAUGCGGCAAGACAUUUGGAAGGAGAGAAAAUAUUCGCUCACAUGUCCAAACCCACCUCGGCGACAGACAAUUCCGUUGUAACGGAUGCGGCAAAUGUUUCGUCCGCCAGCACGACCUCAAACGCCACGCCAAGAUCCAUACAGGGAACAAGCCUUACAAAUGUCCAUGUGGCGCAGGCUUCGCACGACAAGACGCUCUUACCCGCCAUCGACAACGUGGAAUGUGCGUCGGCGGUUUUGCUGAUGCCGUUCGACGGCAAGCAAAACGUGGCCGACCAAAGAAGAAUCGCCCAGGUAUGGAGGAUAGAGCCAAGAAGGCAAAUCGUACCCGACGAGCACUUGCUUCCACUGCCUCAUCAGUCUCGGCAGGAUCUCCUCAGUCUGAUGGUUAUUCGACUAGGCACUCGCCGCCACCUCUCGAGGAAUUUAAUGCUUUGCAGACAUCAGGUCUCCCAAAAUUACUCUCUGAUAUAAGUAAUUUUGGGGACCCCAUGAGCUCCUCAGCCGAUCCAUUCAGUUUUGAAACCGCGUCAAGUCCGUUUGUUGACAGCUCCCAAGUCAAGACAGAGAGCUUCACAUCUUCGGGAUCGUUCGCCGGCGACGAGGUUUCAAUGAACCUUCUACAUCAGCUCUCUGGUACCACGCACACUCCACCCAUGUCGCCGGAAGACCAGCGACCGAAUUCUGCUGGCUCUGUAAGCGACACGAAGGCUGCCGCCCAACAAACGUCUAAUAAAGGUUCCGCUACGCCCUCUCGAUCGUCAAUUCAAUCCAAUCCCUUCUCGACGCCACCAACAUCCCCUGUUGAGCCAAAGAAUGAUUUGGAUGAAUUGUUCAACUCUUUGCCGGAGAGCUCGUGCUCACAGUUCGACCUCGAGAUGAAGGCCUUAGGCGAGUUUACUUCCUUUGAUAGCACUCCAUACGAGCUGCUUGACUUCAACGACAUGUAAAUGUUAGGAUUCCUCAAUAUGGGAUGGACUUGUGUUGUAUGAUAGAUAGGGGCUCAUGAACGCGACGAUAACGGCGUUUAAGAGGUCUCUGGGAUACACCCAUCAAACAAUCGAUGGGCGGCAUGGUGGGAACUGUAAUUGGGCCGAAUUUACGACAGAAUGACCUUGGAUUCUUGAUUGUUAUUUUUAUGGGCAGAACCCACACUCCUUUCAUCGCUGUUGGAUACUCAGGCGUGACUUGGGAUUGGUGGAACCCGAUCCGUUCGGGUUUGGACAUUAGCAUAGCUGAUAGUGAAGGUCAACCACAACUACUUCCAUAGAAUGGGAAGUUUAC